AUCUUGGAACACAACAGACGACACAGUACGUGCGCAACACAAUAGGAAGGAAAUAGAUUUGACCUCCCUACCUGGACUAAAUAGCCUAUCAUUUAACUUCAUGCAGAGGGAAAUCACCUGUGAAUAUUUAGUCUCUUUCAGUCAGUGCCUCCUAAAUACUUUAUCUUGGAACCUUAUGAUAGUGUUAAUACCUACCAGCAAGUUUUAUACCAGGUUUACUGGGUCAUUAAGGGAUAAGUCUUAAAAUUUGACUUAUACUGAAAUAUUAUCAUUUAAAAACUGGACAACGUUUUAUGUACUUGCCCUGCAGGUGUUGCUCUGAAAGUGUGGUGUUAGGCAGAAUACCUUUGUAAACAAACUUGAUUUGCCAUUUAAAAUAUUACCUGGCUGUGUUUUUCAGUGUAUGUAGUACAGCCGUGCUGUGCAUUGUGGUUUGUUAUUCUAGACAUUGAUUUUCCCUUCAGGAGCCUCAUGUUUCUGUAAAAACAAGGCAGAUUGAGCUAGGUUGAUCAUGUGACCAGCUUAGGAUGAACUGGGAUGGCUGAUAAAGGCCCUGCUAGACUGAGUGUGUAGUGUUAUAGUUAGGACAUAUACACGGAGCUGAGUAAUCUGUAGUGUUUACACUUGUGUGACACAAUGGUUAACUUUACACACCAAUAAAUUGGACACUCGCAAGGAGAAACAAUGGUGUCUGAAUGUUAAGACAGUGAUUCUCGGAGAGGAUUAUAUAUUUGCUGUUUGUGAAGUGUGUUAGCUUUUAUUACAACGUUUGACAAAGGAGAUUCACGAUUUCUGGGGGUGGUUGGAAUCAUUAAAUAAUGACUUCUGGUGGGGAAUGGCAGUCCCAAGUGGCAGCAGAGCUUCAGAUAGCUGUUCAGACGGAGAGUGAUCCCAGUGGAGGUUGGAUGGCAGGAAAUCAAGGUCCACCCUCCCUGUCUGUAGUGACCACGGUGUGGGGGAUGACCCAGUCUACACAGAGUGGCCCUUUCAAUCAUAGUACACCUGGAUCAGGAUACACAAACACCACCAUGUCCUCAACCAACUAUACCCAGCAGCCACAAGGAUUCACAGGAAAUCAGAUGCCAAAACCUCCAUACAACAUGGGACCCAUCACGAAUAGGAGGGACUCGGGAGGCUACAGCAGACCAGGGUAUCCCCCUACUCCCAACACACCAGGCUCCAACACUCCAAUAUCAGGACACGGUGAUUAUCCAGGGGGUCCAGGAAUGCCACAGGGCAACCCAGCUCUCUCUGCAGCUCUGGUGGCAGCAGCAGCAACAGCAACGGCAACCGCCACAGCAACUGCAAGUAUGGUGGCCAUGCAAGAUCAGCAACAGCAACUCAAUAUGCAGAUGAAUAUGACUGGACAUUACCCACCACAGAUGCCUGUUCAGGGUCAGUAUAAUCAAUAUCAAGGGAUGCCCCAAAGAGGAGGACAUAUGAACAUGGAUCCUGGGACAGGUCCAGGUCCAAUGAUGAAUAAAGGCAUGUAUAUGCGUCGUCCAGCCCCCUAUCACAAUCCACAAAUGGUGAAAGGAAGGCAGGUUCCUGGUGGUCAGCAAUAUCCAAAUGGAACGCAGUAUGGCCCACAGUAUGUGAACCAACAACAAUAUCCCAAUAAACCUCAGUACCCUCCAGCACAGCAGCCUUUACCCUCCCCUACAUAUGUUUCUCAGCAACCAGGAAUGAGGCCCACUGCUCCACCUCACUACCCAAAUGGUCAGAACCCAUACAUGACAGGCCAGUAUCCUCCUACACAAGGACGACAGCUCCCUGCUCAGGCCCCAGGGUAUGGUCCCUCCCCACAGUACAACAAUGGACAGCAAAACUUGCAGUCCUCCAACAUGAAUUAUCCUCACUCACCACUACCUGGUAACCCUACCCCACCCAUCACACCAGGAGCAGUGCAGUCUCCAUACCCAGGGCAAAUGCCAAUAAAAAAAGAUCCUGAAGAGUUACGCCUGACGUUCCCUGUUAGAGAUGGCGUGGUCCUGCCUCCUUUCCGCCUGGAGCACAAUCUGGCAGUCAGCAACCAUGUCUUCCACCUCCGAGAUUCUGUAUAUCAGACGCUUAUGUGGAGAUCUGAUCUUGAGUUGCAGUUGAAAUGUUUUCAUCAUGAAGAUAGGCAGAUGAAUACUAACUGGCCAGCAUCAGUGACUGUUAGCGUAAAUGCUAAUCCACUGAACAUUGAGCGUGGAGAGAACAAGACUUCACACAAACCACUAUACCUCAAAGAUGUCUGCCAGCCUGGCAGAAACACCAUACAGAUCACAGUCACAGCAUGUUGUUGUUCUCAUUUGUUUGUUCUUCAACUGGUUCAUCGUCCAAGCGUGCGGUCGGUUCUUCAGGGUUUGUUGAAGAAACGUCUUCUACCCGCAGAACAUUGUAUCACCAAAAUCAAAAGAAAUUUUACGAGUGUAACCAGUGGCAACAGUGUAAAUGGUGAGGAUGGAGUUGAGCAGACAGCUAUUAAAGUAUCACUUAAAUGUCCUAUCACAUUCCGGCGGAUUAUGCUGCCUGCUCGUGGCCAUGAGUGUAAACACAUACAGUGCUUUGAUCUAGAGUCUUAUCUCCAGCUGAACACAGAAAGGGGUUCCUGGCGAUGCCCAGUUUGUAGUAAAACAGCAUUAUUGGAGGGUUUGGAGAUUGACCAGUACAUUUGGGGUAUACUAACAAAUCUUCAGACCACAGAAUUUGAGGAGGUUACCAUUGACCCCAUGGCAGCUUGGAAACCAGUGCAGCAUAAAACUGUGAAAGAGGAAGACACUGGAGAUAACUCUUGUGGUAGUCGAUGGGGUAAGGCUAUGUCGCCUUCCAGCAUGCAGCUACCCACCAUGAGUACAUGGGACUUGACAGGAGGCAGGGGACAAGCUGCAUCACCCUUCACCAUGACCUCAGGCCAAGGAUCACAGUAUCCAGGAAUGCCCAGUGAAAGCAUGCCGAAUGGCCCAGUUGGUACAGGUUAUCCUCUAGCAGGUCCCUCCCCUGACUAUAGUUCUCCACUCACACAAAUGACGGAGAGUAUAAACAAUAUCAGUAAUGGAAACUCUAUGAACAGUGUGAGUUCUAUGAAUAAUGUGCCACAAAGUGACUCUUCUCAAAUGACCCACAAUUCAGGACAGUAUGUUCCAGUGUCAGGAGACCAAGGCAUACCCAUUUUAAGGCAAUCUGAUCAAAACAAUAUGAACAGUCGCAUGACUCCCUCCAGCCAAUCAUCGCAAAGCAUGAGUAAUGGCAGCAAUCAACUUGAUCACCAGUCUCCUCCUAGCAGUCAGAAUCACGCAUCAGUGGCAGAUACUUGCAAUUCAAUAGAAGAUAUCAAUUUGGAUCCAUCUGCCAUUAUGAAUGAUAGUCAAAGUACCAACUUGGAUAUCCAGCUAGAAAAUUUUGGUGAUCCUAUUGAACUAUUAUCAUAUCUGGGACCACCAGAGAACUCGGCAAGUGACUCACCUGGAACACAGCAUACAAACACGAGCAACAGUAAUUCAACGUCCACAAACAAUCAAACCUCAGCCAGUGCCAAUAGCAAUAAUGAUGACUUGUUGGCACUGUUUGAAUAGCAAACAGCAUUUCAUAGUGUGAUUUUUUAAAAAGUAUUACAAGAGCUGUUGUGACAGGAAGCACACACGACAAGAACCAAGGAAGGCUUGUCAGUGACUCAAAGGCCAGUUGUACAGACCUGCAAUGCUAAGGAUUAGACUGGAAGGAAUUUUAUUUCUAUACAUGUUUUAUCCUAUAUUUAUUGAUACUGAACAUCAGCUUGCCUGGAUUGGUGUUAUUUUUCUUCUGACACUUUAAUUUGGUAGGUGACAGUCAUUUGUUGUCAUCCUCACCUUAAAUUUGUGCAUGAAAAUGUAGCCUCUUGUGGGCAGCACUUGAAGAUGAGUCAUGUGAUAUUGACAUGUAUCUGAUUUGUUAACAUUUUGUCAGUUGUCCAAUGUGACUUUGUUUGGUCAGGCUCUCUUUGGGGUCCCUAUAAUCUUACGUAUGGAUCUCCAUUGUGAAUAGGCAGCAUAUUACAUAAAAGAAAAGUGUGUCCCUUGGAUGAGCUUUGUAUGUUCUUAAGGAGGUUCAACCUUAGUUUCUGUCUUUUUUUUUUAAUACUCUCAAUACCUUAUCUCUGCUCAAUGUGUUAUGCUCAUGUGUAAUUUCACAAAUUUUCAACAGCAAAAUUUGUUCUCAUCGUGAUCUUACUUUGAAAAUCAGUUUCUAAAAAUCCUUUUUAUGAGUGGAGCCUCCUUAUUGUAUAAUUAUCUGUAUUAAUUAGUUGUCUUCCUUACUUUUACUUCAAAGAACACUACAUGCAAUACAAAUUAUACAUGUAGGUCUGUUUGUCAUAUAGCAAAAGCUGAAGUGAAAUACGUCAGCCUUUUUGUAUUGAAAAUAUGUAUUGUUAUGUUUUCUUCUGUAAAGUCACUUCAACACAAGGUUAAACUAGGGGACACUGUGCAACAUAUAUAAGUAUGCAGAUUCAGCACAGAUUAUAACCCGGAACGCAAGUUGAUAUACAGUAUUAUUUAAUGCAAGGGCAACAUGCAAACAUUUUAAAGCAAUCUACCUUGUUUUUUUUUUCCAUGAUAUAUUUGGCAAAUUUUUCAUGUGCAAUACAUGCAUCAAGUGAAGGAAACUUCCACUGUUCAUACUAUCUGGUGUUGUAAAGUUCUCAGAAAUUUCAGGUUGACCAAAGGACAAAGCCGUUUGAUUGUACAAAGAAUUAGGGAAAUGUAUCCUUGACUUCUCCAUGACAAAGGUUUUCGUGUACCAAUGUACAUUUCAGGUACACCUUAGCAAUCCAUGGGGGACAUAUAGAUCUUGUGGCAAGUUGUUUUAUAAUAAGAUAUUGAUUGUUUUAAUUUAAUUUUGUAUAAUAUUUAUUAUUAAUUAUUAAGAUUUCAUGUUUAUACGAAAUUAAACCAUGUCCAUGGCAAAUAUUC
This is a messenger RNA of Ostrea edulis (European flat oyster), 4934 nucleotides long. RefSeq names its product zinc finger MIZ domain-containing protein 1-like. The record is from RefSeq and is a predicted model, not a curated record. Gene Ontology annotation, molecular function: zinc ion binding; SUMO ligase activity. Gene Ontology annotation, biological process: protein sumoylation; regulation of transcription by RNA polymerase II. NCBI's taxonomy places the organism in Eukaryota, Metazoa, Mollusca, Bivalvia, Ostreida, Ostreidae. The transcript is spliced from 14 exons. The coding region runs from base 819 to 3560 and encodes 913 amino acids.